ACUGGAAAAUCGUCGCUUUUUCAUUCCCCAGAUAAACUGCAAACAAUGUUCUCCAAAACCAUUCGUGCCUUUUCUACUAGCUCCACCUCGUUGAAAAACAUCAAGAUCGGGUUGAUUCCUGGUGACGGGAUCGGAAGAGAAGUCAUCCCCGCCGGAAGAGCGGUGUUGGAAAACUUACCUUCUAAGCUUGGCUUGAAGUUCGAUUUUGUCGAUUUGGAUGCUGGAUUUGAAUUAUUCCAGAAAACCGGAACCGCUUUGCCCGAUGAAACCGUCAAAGUGUUGAAAGAAGAAUGUGAUGGUGCUCUUUUUGGAGCCGUCUCUUCUCCCUCUGUCAAGGUGGAAGGUUACUCUUCCCCUAUUGUUGCGUUGAGAAAGAAGUUGGGUCUUUACGCUAACGUUCGUCCUGUCAAGAGCGUUGAAGGGAUUGGCAGACCAGUCGAUAUGGUAAUCGUCAGAGAAAAUACUGAAGACUUGUACAUUAAGGAAGAACGUACAUACAAGGCUGCUGACGGUACCAGAGUUGCUGAGGCCAUCAAGAGAAUCACCGAGACAGCCACCACCCGGAUCGCGAAAAUGGCCUACGACAUCGCUUUGAAGAGACAGGCCAUCAGAGAAGCGUCUUCGGCCACCGGAUUGCACACAUCUCCUUCUGUGACUGUCACCCAUAAAAGUAACGUUUUGUCGCAAUCAGAUGGUCUUUUCAGAGAAAUCUGUAGACUGGUGUAUGAUGCCAACCUCGGCUUGUAUGACUCCAUUGCCUACAGGGAACAGAUUGUGGAUUCUAUGGUGUACAGAAUGUUCAGAGAACCCGAAAUCUUCGAUGUGGUGGUUGCUCCAAAUUUAUACGGAGACAUCUUGAGUGAUGGUGCCGCUGCUUUGGUGGGAUCUUUAGGUGUGGUUCCUUCUGCCAACGUUGGUGAAAACUUCGCCAUAGGUGAGCCAUGUCACGGAUCGGCUCCAGACAUCGAAGGAAAGGGUAUUUCCAAUCCAAUUGCUACCAUCAGAUCUACUGCCUUAAUGUUGGAAUUCAUGGGACAUACCGAUGCGGCUGCGACUAUCUACGAAGCGGUUGAUGCCAACUUGGCCGAGGACUCUAUUAAGACUCCAGACUUGGGAGGAAACUCCACUACCCAACAGGUUGUCGACGAUAUUAUUAGACGUUUCUAGUGUAUUGAAAUCAAAAUUAUUAGACUCGAAAUUAGUUAUACCAGCUCAUU
Molecule: messenger RNA, 1217 nt
Organism: Yamadazyma tenuis ATCC 10573
Lineage: Eukaryota; Fungi; Ascomycota; Pichiomycetes; Serinales; Debaryomycetaceae
Source: RefSeq, a predicted model, not a curated record